This is a messenger RNA of Prunus armeniaca (apricot), 588 nucleotides long. NCBI's taxonomy places the organism in Eukaryota, Viridiplantae, Streptophyta, Magnoliopsida, Rosales, Rosaceae. The record is from the annotation of a GenBank genome assembly.
AUGGAAGCCCUAUGCCAUGGAGGAGGCAUUGUCCAAGCCCUAAACACUCAUGUGUAUGGAAAUGGCAGCCAGACUUUGGUUCUGGCUCAUGGGUUUGGUUCAGACCAAACAGUUUGGCACUUCCUCAUUCCCUUUCUUGCAUGCUAUUUCAAGGUUGUGGUUUUCGACUUGAUUUUCUCACCAAAUGUUGAUCCAAAACUCUAUGACCCCGGAAGGUACGACUCAAAUUUUGGUGCCUACGCAGAGGACUUGCUGUGCCUUCUUGAUCAUCUCAAAGUCAAUAAGACUGUAUAUCUGGGCCACUCCAUGUCUGCCAUGGUUGGAUGUAUCGCUUCUAUUCAAAGACCACACCUGUUUCAGCACCUUAUCCUGCUAGGUGGCUCUCCCAGAUACCUCAACACAACAAGAUACAAUGGGGGCUUUACCAGAGCACAACUCGAUGCAUUCUUCAACCAAAUCGAUCAGAAUUUCUCAAAUUGGGUUCUAAGUUUUGCUCCAAUAGCAGUAGGUGUAGAAGACACAAGUGCCAUAGCCGAGUUCGAAAACAGUUUGGGAAGAAUGACACCCAAGAUUGCAGUGACUUGCUAG